UCACCAACUCACUCCUCAGGCCUCAUCUGCUGAGUCCCGGACAGACAUACGAACCAAGUUCUUUAUUGAACUAGUAUGUUCUCCUAUGGGCUACUUCCAAUAUCCCUCGUAGCACUCCUUCUCGUUUCUCCACUCUUAGCGGCACCGCCAACGACUUUCCACGACCCGUUUCAUGAUAUCGCCAUCCAUGCACCUAAACCACCUGAACAGCCGAUAUGCUGUCUAAGACCACUGACUCCUUUGGAACCUACCGAGGAGGAAGUCCUACUCACAUUCGAGGAAUGGAAAGCCAAGCGGUUGGCUGACCUGAACAAAGAGUUACCUCCUGGUUCGCAGCCGACUGUUACUCCAGGGCAGAAGCCUGUUGGCAGCAUCGUGUCAGACAAUGGCUCUGAACCAAACAGCGGUAGUAUCUCGUCGGAAGGACGUAGUCCACCAUCUCCACCUGAAGUUACUCUGGCGGAAAUACCUCCAGACCGGCUUUCACCUCACUUCCGGAUACCUAUAACAGACCGUUUCAACUACGCCUCUACGGACUGUUCGGCUCGUGUACACAGUGCACACAAGUCUGCGAAGUCUGCGUCAUCAAUCUUGACUUCCAAGAAAGACAGAUACAUGCUCAGUCCAUGUGCUGAGCCGAACCAAUUCGUCGUUGUGGAACUCUGUGAAGACAUCUGGAUAGACACUGUUCAACUCGCAAACUACGAAUUCUUUAGCGGUGUAUUCAAAGAUUUUUCUGUGAGCGUCGCAAAGACGUACACGACUGACCCUAAGCGUUGGGUACCCGCGGGAACGUAUCGAGCGAAGAAUGUCCGUGGGGUGCAGUCUUUCCAUCCUCCGACGUCGCUGGGUGACUUUUAUCGCUUUAUACGCAUUGAUUUUCACUCGCAUUACGGCAACGAAUACUACUGCCCAGUAUCGCUGCUCCGAGUCUACGGUCUCACGCAUCUGGAGCAAUGGAAAUGGGACAUGUGGGAAGAUGAGAGUCGAAGGCGCGUGGAAGAAGCUGUUUCUGCUCCCGGGGAGGUGGUCGAAGAGCCUUCGAAAUCCGUUCAUAUGUCUGCCACUGGAUCUAUGGAAGAUAUCCCAGGAAAGAUGACAGAGAGCAUCAUCGUCUCAGCAGAACCUUCAGCAACACCUCAACAACCAUUCUCAACGCCUGCUGACACCACAGCAUCUACACCGCUCACCUCCUCACCCACCAUCCCGGAAUCGACUCCACAUAUACCUGCAUCUAGCGCUGGCAGCGCUUCAAUGAUACCCUCUGACUCUUCGUAUACCUCUCGUCGUUCGAAGAAGACCAAAGUGUCUACUACCUCAAGCGCCGUCUCAACAAUUGCUACGCCAGUACCUGACUCAGCUGCGCAUCUGGUGGGCGAAGCUCCCGCGGAGACCCCGUUAAAAACUAAGAAAGAGCGACAUCGCACUGUAUCGGUCCCUGUCUCUCAGGACACCGUUUCAUCGUCUGUGUCUUCUGCAACGACAUCAUCCACGAUCUCGUCUUCUAUGUCUUCAUCUUCGUUUAACGUUUCCGCUACUACUCUGGAGUCUAGCAGUAGCGUGUCAUCUUCAUCGGCCCCAUCAUCUGUUUUAUCCAAUUCUUCAUCCAUACACAGUUCCCGUUCCAUAACGACACCCAUCCCGGUUAACACUCCACAGUCACUCACUGUAGUUGCGCCUCCGAUAACAACAGGCGGCGAGAGUAUUUAUCGUACCAUCAUGAACCGUCUAUCUGCUCUGGAUACGAACACAACCCUUUAUGCGAGAUACGUGGAAGAACAAAUUGCUGGUGUCAGGGAGGUACUCCGAAGGGUAGGCGAGGAUGUGGGACGGUUGGAAGGAAUAGGUAAGGCGCAGGCUCAGAUGUACCAGCGGUCCCUGUCGGAUUUUGAGCGACAGCGGAGACGUAUGGAGCUCGAACAUAAUGAGUUACUCUCCAAAGUCAAUUAUCUUACCGCUGAGGUCACGCUAGAGAAACGUCUUGGUAUCGCUCAGCUCUGUUUACUUCUAACUGUCCUGGUAUUCAUGACGCUCACCCGGGGAUCGAGGGGAGAGGUCGUUCACGCUGCUCCACGAGCACGUACAUCAUCCAUGCGAGAAUGGGGGAAGCGGACGCUGAGUUUUAGUGGCGACUGGAUGACUAAGUUCAGGAGUCCAAAACGCCCCUCUGAAGCUACACAUCUCGACGCUGUUGCUCAAGCAAACCUUGACAAGACACCAGGACAAGUGGCAUUUCCUUCAGAAAGCGCCCAAGUUAUUGAGAUUGCUCGAAAUCGACGCCCUCAGUUAGCGAGCAGUUGCAAAACUACCUCGACCUCGCGACCACGCACCCCUUCCCUUCGAACACCUAUGUCCCGUCAUAACACAUACAACCACAAUCGACCACCAUCGCCGACGUCGUCCCGACCUGUGUUGCAACGCGCAAACUCAGGGGGCCCUAUAGUUUUGACAACAAGUACAAGCGUUGGAGUCAUAGGUCCCGUGCCAAAAUCUGCAAAACGAUGGGCGCGAAGCGCACAUUUGCACGAAGUCAAACACUUUAGUGCACACAGAAGGAUGAACAUUAACACUGGUACGACUCCACGCGCAGAUAGAGAUACAGAAAACAAACCGCCGUUCCUGCCCUCGUUCACUUCUGAUUCCCAUUUGCUAUCGAUAAGAAGAGAGCGUGGACUUCAGAACGGCGAAGGAGAUGUGUUCGGUCCUUCUUUUGAUGGACCUAGCGGAUCCAGUGUGGGACAGGCUGGCAGCUCUAGGUCUGGUCGAGGCCGGUUAUCAAGUCAGAAGCAGCUCUCUGUUGGUGACAUGCGAUUGGGGUGUGUUCGCAAAGGCACUUCAUCUGAGAACAGCGAGAUGGAUAGUUGGGUCGAUACAGAUGCCGAUGGGACGGAUUCUGAAACCGGAGAUCAUGCUGCCCAAAGUACGGAUGGUAUUCCCGUUCAGUCUGAUGUGCCUUGAGGGGUCUAUGUUUUGCUUUUUUGGAUGUUUGUUUGAUUCCGUCUCUGACAACUCUCUUGCAUUUCGUAUCAUGUUACUUCUCUUGCACACGCAUUUUGGAUCUCUGGACUCAUCAGCAUAGGAUUGUCAUAUUGUAUAUAUUGCAUGGAUCGGAAGAUUUGUUUUCGUGUUCC
This is a messenger RNA of Somion occarium, 3131 nucleotides long. The record is from the annotation of a GenBank genome assembly. Lineage: Eukaryota; Fungi; Basidiomycota; Agaricomycetes; Polyporales; Cerrenaceae.